Messenger RNA from Fonsecaea nubica, 3357 nucleotides. RefSeq lists its product as hypothetical. NCBI's taxonomy places the organism in Eukaryota, Fungi, Ascomycota, Eurotiomycetes, Chaetothyriales, Herpotrichiellaceae. Bases 1 to 3357 code for a protein of 1118 amino acids. The record is from RefSeq and is a predicted model, not a curated record. Gene Ontology annotation, cellular component: cytosol; nucleus. Gene Ontology annotation, molecular function: protein phosphatase regulator activity; protein phosphatase binding. The transcript has 3 exons.
AUGUUUUGGCGAUUUGGAGGCUACUCCAAUAUAUCCUCUAUCGACACGCUCCUCGAAAAGCCCAAUGUCAGGCUCGAAGACUUGCUAGAAGAGACUGACCUGAUUCAGGAGCUCAAGUCGCACCACACUAAACUGAUAGAAUAUCUGCGCGAUGAACCAAAUUUACAUGCUCUCCUAAACUACGUUAUUGCUCCUGGCCCUAAAUCCGAGCACGAAGAAAACGAGGAGGAUGAAAAGGGCAAAGGCCUUGAGACGGAUAAUGAAGAUGACCCGCAACCUCUGGACGAAGAACAAGAGAAGGCUGAGAAGAUGCGCUUGAAAUAUGCCUAUGUCGCGUGCGAGAUUCUGUCUUGCGAGACUUGGUCGAUUACAGAGUCUCUGAUGGCCAACACUCCUUAUCUCACCGAGUUUUGGGAUUUCCUGCGGCAACCUGCUCCAUUGGACCCUCUCCAGGCUGGCUAUUUCACCAAGGUCAACGAAACCCUACUCGAAAAGAAGACUGAGGAGAUGUUGGAUUUCUUCAAGUCGCUUCCGGGUAUCGUGCCCGCCAUUCUCCAGCACGUCGACUGUCCAAUGGUGAUGGACCUGUUGUUGAAAAUCAUCAGUCUGGAGAAAUCUGACGGCGGAAUGGGCAUCGUGGACUGGCUUCAGGGGCAAGAUCUGAUCCCAAUGCUCCUUUCUAACCUGUCCCCCGAAUGCAACUCCUCGACCCAGACUUCUGCUGGGGAUUUCCUGAAAGCCAUCAUCACGAUAUCUGCGAACGCGGCUCAAAAUGAGCAAUCCUGCAUUGGUCCCAACAGUCUGACACGCCAAUUGGUGUCGGAAAAGUGCAUCCGACAGCUUAUUUCAUACAUGCUCAGAGGCGGAAACCCGCUCACAGUGGGUGUGGGAAUCGUGAUCGAGGUUAUUCGAAAGAACAACUCAGACUAUGAUCCCGACCAAGGUCACAGCGCUGAUGCUCCUCCGACUAACCACGACCCCAUCUAUCUCGGCACCCUCCUGAGGUUAUUUGCCCAUCAUGUUCCGGACUUCAUGAACCUCAUCCUCAGCUCUAAGCACACUGUCACCGAAGGCGAGGAGACCAGGGUAGUAGAGAGAGGCCAACUCAAAUCGGCAUGGGGAACACAAAUCGAGCCCCUCGGGUUCGACCGAUUCAAGACCUGCGAGUUGAUGGCUGAACUACUUCAUUGCAGCAAUAUGGGUCUUCUGAACGAGCGAGGCAGUGAAGAAUUCAUCAAAGCCAGAGACGCCGAGAGGGAGAGACUCAGAGCGCAAGGGGCGUUUCUGUCUACCAGGCAAUCGGAAGAUUCCACCGUCGACAUUUCGGCGAGUUCAUCGAGAUUCGAAAAUGCAUUCACCCCGUCGGGCUCCACCUCGACAGAAGAGCUACGCAUUGCUAACCUCAAUGACGAAGAUGGAUUUGAAAAGGUUGCUGUCUCUGAAGCGACAGAUCUCGCUUCAAGCUCGAAACCAGACUCGGCUGAAAAGCCGACGCUAUCUCCGCGAUCCUAUGACCAAGCAAAUACGCCGACUGGUGCUCUCGAUGAGACCGUUCGCCGUCUCAGCCUUGAGGACACGGACAUGACCGCACCCGAUGAGCAUGAGGUGAACACUCAAACCUCAACACGGGAUUCCCAGCCUGAAGACAUUUCGCCCCAUCCAGACGACAAACCUGCACCAUUGUUCUCAAAAGCAUCGGAUCCUAAUAAGACACCCACGGCGAAUAGCCCAGAGCCGCCUACUAGCCCGUCUCACUCGAAACUUCGACUCGAUGAAGGACAGCCAGAAGGAGAAUCAUUCCAAUCGGGUCACGAUGACACAAUGCAAGUCGUCCAGUCAGAGGCUCCUGCUGGGGACGAGGCACCAGUGGUUGGGGAUUAUCUGAAAAUUAUGUUUGUGGAGAACAGGGUUGUCCCGACGAUUUUGAGCUUCUUUUUCCGCUUUCCGUGGAAUAACUUCCUCCACAAUGUCGUGUAUGAUGUUGUGCAGCAAGUUUUCAACGGGCCCAUGGACCGCGGCCAUAACCGAUUUUUAGCGUUUGAUCUCUUCGAAACUGGUCGUAUCACUGACGCGAUUAUCGAAGGGCAGAGACGAAGUGACGAAGAACAACGGGCGAGGAAUAUGCGCCUAGGAUACAUGGGACAUCUGACACUAGUAGCAGAAGAGGUCGUCAAGUUUGGCGAACGACACCCCAGAGAGUUGCUAUCGCCUAUCGUUCAGGAUUAUAUCUAUUCUCAGGCCUGGGAGGAAUACGUUACCAAGACACUCGCCGAAACCAGAGAACGCGACAAUGCCAUCUUGGGAGGGUUUCGACCAGAUAACGGUAUCGGAUCCAGGCAAGCUGUUCUGAAUGCUGUAAAUGCUGGACAAGGCUUCGGCGUUUCGAGUGGCUUGGCUGGAGUUGGACUGGGUGGAGGCCAGCAUGGUCUGGACAGCAUCGACUUGUCCAACAAUGGUAGCGCGACCAGCGCUGGCUACAAUUCAAAUGGAUCAGUUUCCAGUGGGUUUGGAAGCUCCUCUGACGACGAUGACGAAGAUAUGGAUGAUGCAGAGGACGAAGAGCACGUGAGGACAGUGAAUCAGCUUUCUGCUGCUGAUAGCGGUCUCUCGUCGGAGAGUUCCGAUCAGCCAAUACCCUUACUUCCACCUCCGCCAGCACCACUCAACAUCGAGCCAUCACGUGCUCGCCGGCGGUUGGCUGAUCGAUUAGCGAGACACAAACAAGAGGCCGAGCAGGAGGUGGCAGCGUCCGAGUUCGGCUCCGAAGCAGACGACCCGUUCGCUGCGCUGGGGAAUGGCGAUGACAACGAUUCAGGCGACCCGUUCUCGUUGGACGAAGAGGAACAAGACAUUACGACGUUUGGGAAGCGGAGUAAUAUCAAUUCGUUUAAUACAAACACAAGCGACCACCACAGCUUUUCGGUCAGCAGAGGACUGACCAGUCUGUUUUCUUCAGCACCAAGUCGAGAAAUGCAUGGACAAACGUCACACGACGACUUUGAUGGGUCACUCGAUGACUCGUCGUCCGAUGGGUCGGGUUCUGACAUAGAUUCGGGAAAUCCACCUCUGGAAGCCAGGACAAGUCUGGAGCGGCGCCCGCUGGAAGUUUUUGAAGACGAAGAGAUGGGAGAAAUGGUGGCUCCAAGCGAAGAAGUUGAGAGCAACAGUUCUGACGAAGAGGUGUUGAGUCCGUUGGAGAGAGAGAAGUUGGAAAACGCGUAUGGAAUGAAUGAUGAUCCUGACGAGCAGGCCUCGGAGUUCGCGGGACAAGCGGACCAUGAUGAUGACGAUGACGAUGAGGAUCAUUUGGUUGAGAUUGCGAUCCCUGCCAAUUCGAAGCGGCGAUCGCGAGGUUGA